AAACGCGGAGAUAACCUAAACUCUUUGCUUAAUACGGAUCUAAAACUUGCAUCUAUCUUUCUCCCUCCACCUUUUCUUCUUCCUUCUGAUCACUCUUUCUCUCUCCUCCCUCCUAUAAUGCUUUGCAUUGCAGCAAUCCACCAUUAACACAGCUACUAAUUACCGAACAAUUCUACUGCUGUCCUGCAAAAAUCUGCCCAAAAUUCACAGUUUACAAACUUCGAUUUACUGCUUAAAGUGUGCUUUACACCUGUAUUGAGCAUCAACCAUGUGGAAGUUCAAGCCCUUUGCACAGAAGGAACCAACAGGACUCGAGGGCCGCAAUAUUGAUAUUGGUGACAUUAAAGUUCAUAUCAAGAAUGUCAUUGCCGAGGGAGGUUUUUCUUGUGUCUACUUGGCUAGAGAUGCAUUGAAUGCAUCAAAGCAGUAUGCUUUGAAGCAUAUCAUAUGCAAUGACCAGGAAUCACUGGACCUGGUCAUGAAAGAGAUUCAAGUGAUGAAAUCGCUCAAAGGACAUCCUAAUGUAGUUACUCUUUAUUCUCAUACUAUUUUGGACCUGGGUAGAACAAAAGAAGCACUUCUUGUGAUGGAAUGCUGCGAGAAAUCUUUGGUAAAUGUUUUGGAGAGUAGAGGAGCCGGUUACUUUGAUGAGAAGCAAAUCUUGACAAUUUUUAGGGAUGUCUGUAAUGCAGUUUUUGCAAUGCACUGCCAUUCUCCACCAAUAGCCCAUCGUGACUUGAAAGCAGAGAAUCUUUUGCUGGGCUCAGAUGGGUUAUGGAAAUUGUGUGACUUUGGAAGCACCUCUACCAAUCACAAGCGUUUUGAGAAACCUGAAGAAAUGGGUGUUGAAGAAGACAACAUCAGGAAGCACACGACACCUGCUUAUAGAGCACCUGAGAUGUGGGAUUUGUUCCGAAGAGACCUUAUAAGUGAGAAGGUGGACAUUUGGGCUCUUGGGUGUUUGCUCUACCGUAUUUGCUAUCUCAAAUCUGCAUUUGAUGGCGAGUCAAAGCUACAGGUUCUGAAUGGAAACUACCGCAUCCCAGAUUUACCAAAAUUCAGUGCGCCUAUUACUGAUUUAAUCCGAGACAUGCUCAACGCUUCCCCAGACUCUAGACCAGACAUCACACAGGUAUGGUUUCGUGUCAAUGAGCAAUUCGCUGUUGGAUCACAGAAGUCGUUACCUGAUCGGCCGCCUCUUAUGCGUGAAACAGCUUCUGACAUCACUGAAGGAAUGUCCAAGAUCAUGUCUAGGGCUUCAAAUUCAGUGCCUCGGAGAAGUCCACCACCUGUGCCAUCAUCAAGUGAAACAACUCAUUCGUCGACGUCAAAUACUUCUACGGGUGGGUUUGGAGGGGCACCACUUGGUGCGUUUUGGUCAACUGAUCAUGCUAAGGACACCCUUGUCCCAGAGGACAGAGGUGCACCAAAAUUUGAUGAUGAAUCGUCGACCUGGAAAGAGGAUAGAAGCCGAUCUGAGAAACAUAAUCUGCCUGGUAAAGCUGGCCCUUCCGGGAGGGCUAACAGUCAGGCUAAUGCAAUGAAACCUAGUAGCGCCACAGCUUUUGAAAGCGCAAUGAAACCUAGUAGCGCCACAACUUUUGAAAAUGAGGCUUUCAACACCUUUGUUGCUGAGUUUGACACAUCAAAACUCAGUCCCACUGGCAGUGACGUGAAAUCGGGGAAGGAUAAUUCCUUCGAGGCUGAGAAAGUUAAGCUACAGGAGCAAUUGAAGCAAGUUAAUGCUGAAAAGGCAGAGAUUACUGCAAAAUAUGAGAAGCUCACUGCAAUAUGUCGAUCACAGAGACAGGAAUUACAGGAGCUGAAGCAGGCAUUGGCUGCCAGAACUCCUCCCCCAAUAAAGGAGUCUACAAGGAACCAACCAUCGUCCAGUAAUGAAGCCACCCCUUCUCAGAGAGUAAAAAAUGAAGUCACGGUGAGGGAACUCCAAGGUUUGUCCGACAAGAGUUCCAAAAGCUCGGAAACGAAGCCAUGGCAAGCCUUUGCCAGUUCACCAACAUCUAUUGCUGAUAGAUCUAAAUCUGUUAGGACCAAGAAUGGUCACUCGAGCAAGCAAGAUGCUUCAGGUGGAACAACUCAAGAUAAAUGGGGAUUUGGUGAUGACAGCUUCACUGCAGCUCCUUCUGCCAGCUCUCGGAUCUCUAGACCUGGUGAAGGUAACACUUCUCAACGUUUUGCGGAUUCAAAUAAGUUAGCCAGCAAAAACACAGCUUCUCAACCAGCUGGAUGGGCUGGAUUCUAACUCAAUCAGGAAAAAAGAAAAUUAUAUUGCUGUAAUACUUUGUUUAUAUCAUUUUGAACGAGGAAACAUUACGUUCCUUACUUUAUGUAGAGUUUGUCUAAAACCGAUUGAUGAUGUUGCACUGGCUAGUGACUCGGACUCAUGUUUAUAAUCUACUUAUAAUUUGCACCAAGAAAAAAAACAUAAUCUACUUGUAAUCAAUGGCGCCUUUAUGUGCUAUGUUCUUUUUAUCA
Beta vulgaris subsp. vulgaris (sugar beet) is the source of this 2496-nucleotide messenger RNA. RefSeq lists its product as uncharacterized. Gene Ontology annotation, molecular function: ATP binding; protein serine/threonine kinase activity. The coding region runs from base 269 to 2263 and encodes 664 amino acids. Gene Ontology annotation, cellular component: cytoplasm. Gene Ontology annotation, biological process: protein phosphorylation. NCBI's taxonomy places the organism in Eukaryota, Viridiplantae, Streptophyta, Magnoliopsida, Caryophyllales, Amaranthaceae. The transcript is spliced from 8 exons. The record is from RefSeq and is a predicted model, not a curated record.